Oncorhynchus gorbuscha (pink salmon) is the source of this 4893-nucleotide messenger RNA. RefSeq names its product ubiquitin carboxyl-terminal hydrolase 37-like. The record is from RefSeq and is a predicted model, not a curated record. Bases 87 to 1598 code for a protein of 503 amino acids. The transcript is spliced from 11 exons. Gene Ontology annotation, cellular component: cytosol; nucleus. Lineage: Eukaryota; Metazoa; Chordata; Actinopteri; Salmoniformes; Salmonidae. Gene Ontology annotation, molecular function: cysteine-type endopeptidase activity; cysteine-type deubiquitinase activity. Gene Ontology annotation, biological process: protein deubiquitination; G1/S transition of mitotic cell cycle.
GAAGGAGGAGAAGGUAGCAUGGGCAAUACUACCACCUUGUCCAGGAGCUGCUCUUGGACCCUGCCCGACAUCACCGAUACUUCCGGAUGAGUGCAGAAGAGAUGGAGACUCUUCUGUUUUUUGUUGGCACAGACCUCACCAAGCAGACGACCAACUACAGGACCCCAAUAGAGCCUAAGCAAAGACUAGCUGUCACUCUAAGGUCACCUGCCAAACACCCUUCCCCAGUGAAAUCCUCUCCAGGGGUGUCCCGUCCUAGUUCUCCCUCUCCUACCAACCCUCUGGACAGUCAUGGAGACACCAGCCAAGAGGGCGCAACAUUCAGACCUCUGUCUCUUCAGGACCACUCUAUCUCAAGGCCCCAGAGGUCAGGCUCAGGUGCCAGAAGCCAGACUCUUCCCAGGGCCAGCUCAGCCACCAGAAGGACAGAGGAGACCCAGGGGGCCAGAGGAGAACGGGGGGCCCUGGUCAACAUGGAACUUCUUGGGUUGCCUAACAUUGGCAACACUUGCUUCCUAAACGCCACCCUGCAGUGCCUCCUGGUCCUGCCUUCCUUCUCAAAGGAAAUCCUACGCCAGGAACAACUCUGGAGCUCCUCCCCCUUCUCCAACCUGCUCAGGUGUCUGUCUGAUGUGCACCGUUCGGGUCUACCUGACAGUGGCGCAAACCAGGCCUCAAAAGCAGACCUCAUGUGGAAGGUCAAGUACUCCUUGUCGGGAUAUGAUUUGAAGUAUCUGGGGGACACGCAACAGGACGCCCACGAGUUACUUGUGAAUAUGCUGUGCCAGCUGAAGGAGGAGGGCAUGAUUCUGAAGACACUCGGGGUGAACUAUACCUGCCCUGUUUCCCAGCUGGAGUUCCAGCUUGUCUCAGUGCGCACAUGUACCAGCUGUGGGCGCGAGUCGUCCACCAGAGAGGACUACAAUCACCUCUCAUUGGACUUCAGCUCUGAGCGCACCUUGCUAAGCAGCCUUGCACUCACUUUCAAAAGAGAAAAGGUUGAAUUCACAUGUGCAGGCUGCAAGGGCCUCCACGCCUCAAAGGUGGAGCAGUUCCACACACUGCCUCUUGUGCUGGUUCUGCAUCUGAAGAGGUUUGGAGGACCUGGGGGGUUGGAGAAGCUGGAGGCUCCUCUUUUGUUUCCUUCGGAGCUGAGGCUCUCCACCUUCUGUGGGGACACGGUGCCACCCCUGCACAGUGCCAACCCACAGGCCCUCACCAACCAGACCCCCAAUAUUCAGGUGUCCAUCCCCCAGACCCUCGCCAGCCAAGUCUCCAACCCACCCGGAGAGGCCAAAGAUAUCGCCCUCUGCUGUUCAGAAGCAGCCAGUGAAGUCAGUGAAUGGCUACUACCAGCUGACUGGCGUAGUCUCUCAUUUGGGAGGCUCCGCAAACUCCGGUGUUUAUUGUUGACGUGGGAACCAUUGUCGGACCGGAUCAUUCGAGGAACUCCGAACCUUGGGAUAAGGCCAUUUGAUAACUGCCUGUGCAUCCUCCCUUGCUGUGGGGAUAGCUUCCACCCACCUGGUGAAACCUAUCCACCAUUACCAACAGGUAUCUUUUCCCUUCCACCUGAUUGUCUUGUCCCAUGUCAGUGAAGUCAAUGCACACAUCCUGGAACAGUGCAUCAGGUACAGGAAAGCUUCCUAUUACCGCUCCCAAUGAGAUUUUGUUGUUGUAGCCUUGGCAGAUGUCACGGCUGUCUGAAACUUCCCUUGUCAUGUCCUGCAUAUGAGGGUGCCACCACAAUAUUUCCAGAGCUUUGGCUACGCUCUUCCAACCCCCAUGCCCUUUGUUGUAUUCUUCUCAUAUCAUUGACCUUAGUAACUUGGUUGGUGCUACCGUCUUUCCAGUGAGUGCUCUCCAGAUGCCUUGGUGAUCUCUUCUGGCUCCAUGCCUAUUCCAAACAGUCUGUUCGUAUACAUCCGCUGCUUCUUGCAGUUGCCUAACUGUAUCCAUUGUUAGUUCUUCCUGUAUUUCUCUUGUCCUUUGUACCAUCUGUUGUGCAGUAUAUCCUCCAGCUUCUUUGGCCGCUUGGUCUGCCCUGUCGUUGUCUUGUCUCACACUGGUGCCUUCUUUACUGUGCCCUUUACAUUUCAUGAUGGCCACAUUCCUUGGCAGCUGUAUCUCUUCAAUUAGUCGUUGCACUUCCUGUUUGUGUUUUAUGGGUUCUUUGAGCUGGUCAGGUAGCCCCUCAUCCAUUGUGGGCCAUCUAUAUGUGCAAUGCCAUGUGCGUAUGCAGAAUCUGUGUAGAUGUUCACUCUUUUCCCUUUGCUCAGUUCCAGAGCUCUGACUUCAGCCAGCUGGGCUGAGGCCUCAGAUGGGUCCAAUCUCUUUGAUUCUACCACCUCGUGUGUUCCUGUCCCUCCUCCUUGCUUCACCACUGCAUAGGAUGCUAUGUUACCUUCUCCUGGUGUCUGUAACAACAACCGUCCGUAAACAGAGUCUCUGCUGUUCCUUCCAACGGGACAUUCUCGAGGUCCAUCCUGACCUUUACUUGUUUUGCUGCCCUGUCCUCACAAAUGUGCGGUUCUCCGUGUCCCAUUCCGUCUGUCAUGUUGGUUGCACCUGUAACAUAGGUAAUGUGUUUUGCUGUGAUCAUUUUUGUGAUGUUUGAUUUUCUUUUGCUGGAGAGUGAACAAUUUUGAGCUAAUAAAAGCUGUUACUCCAUGAUCUGUGUUGAUUUCCAGAGGAUGUCUCAUAACGAUAUGAGAUGUUUUCCCUAUUGCUUUAGACAGAGCAGCAAUGUGUCUCGCACAAUCCGUUUGGCCACAUUCAAUGUUGUCCAGUUGUGCACUGUAACACUGUUCUCUCCCCCUUUUGUUUCUGAUAAAGGAUGGAAUGGACAUAGCCAUCCUGUUCACAAACAUCCAAUCUAAAUGGAAUGGUGUAGUCAGGUAGGGAUAGGGCCUCUGUUUGGGAAAGGGUUUGUUUUAGUGCUAUGAACACAGCUUUGGCAUCCAAGUGAGCUUGGCUGUGAGAUUACGGUUACCAGCCUGUCUGAGAAUGGCUCUGAGGGGUUCAACUUUCAAGCAGUAUUCAGGCACAUGAGUCCUGCUGUACCCAGUGAUGCCCAGAAAGGAUAGCAAGUGUUGCACAUUGAUGGGUUUAGGGUGCUCCAGAAUAGAAGUCCUCUGGGCUGAUGACUCUGCCUGUCCUUGUCCUGAGAGCACCCUCCCCAGGAAUUGUACAGUUCUCCUGCAGCAUUGCCCUUUUUCACGUUUGACCUUAUAUCCUUUAUCUGCCACGUGCUUGAGUAGGAGUUCAGUUGCUCUGUUAGGGUUGCGUAAAUUCGAAUCUGGUAUUAGGAUAAAUAUAACAAUGAGUCACCUUCUGUGACUCAGUUGUGACUGUGACUGUAGCUCAGUUGGUAGAGCAUGGCGCUUGUAACGCCAGGGUAGUGGGUUCGAUCCCCGGGACCACCCAUACGUAGAAUGUAUGCACACAUGACUGUAAGUCGCUUUGGAUAAAAGCGUCUGCUAAAUGGCAUAUAUUAUUAUUAUUACCUAUUUUAUACUAUGUAUCUUUUAUUAGCUAAGUAAUAAAUGGCAAAUGCAACUUUCGUAAAUACGGGCUGGGCUCACUGUAAUACCACGCAGGGCAGAAUAGAGAACUGUAUGUAAACAGUAUUCUUUAUACUGUGAUAGACAUAGGCCAACAGACGGGUUGGAACUAUCACAGUAGAGGCUGGGCGUGGUUUAAACUUGCUCAGCCUAUCGCAGGCGCUCAGGCUGGUCCCCGCCUCUUGGCGCUUCUUGGAGUUCUCCCUCCGUCGAUGUAUAGCUUCUUACUGUUCUGCUAUCACCCCCUAGUUAUAACAGUUGCUCAGUUCCUGCUAUUGUGUUGUUCAGUAUUUUUCUAUCUCAGUUAAACCUUGUGAUGACUACCCCUCCCUAUACCUGAUUAACCACAACUUUGUAAGAUACAGCAAGUCACACCAUGUGCUCAAUAUUGUCACAUACAAACACAAGGACAAAGCAUCUGCUGGGCUGUUAUCUACAGUUUUGCAACAUGCAGCAGUCUCAGCACGUUGCUCAGUUCUUGACACACACACACACACACACAGGAAACUGCUGUUCAAACAAUUCAAUCUUACCUGAUAUAGUAGUGGGUUAUAGAGCAUAGACAUAAAUCCUCACACUUGCACUAUUAUCGUCCAUUCCAUCCAUUUGUCAUUCAUUCAGUGGGCUGGCAUUGUUUGUCGCUGGAUAGAGUCACUGAUAUUUUUGCUUUAUUCUAAAGGCCUACAACAUGUAGCAUGUUUUUGUUUCCCUUACAAUACAUUUGAUUAGUAAUAGAAUCACAGUAAAUAAAACAGUCCUCCUGUAACAGCUUCUUUUUACAAAGUAACAUUUAAAAGAAAAUGGUAUCUGUCACGCCCUUACCUUAGAGAUCCUGUUUAUGUCUGUAAUUUGGUUUAGUCAAGGUGUGUUGGGGUGGGUAUUCUAUACUCUAUUGUUUGUAUUUCUAUGUUUUGGCCGGGUAGGGUUCUCAAUCAGGGACAGCUGUCUAUCGUUGUCUCUGAUUGAGAACCAUACGUAGGUAGCCCUUUUUUACACCUGUCUUGGUGGGUAGUUGACUUUGUUUAGGGCACUGAGCUUCACAGUUUGUUUUUGUAGUGCUAUUUGUUUUUGUUCGGUGUCAUUUUGAUUAAUAAAAUAAAAUAUAUGCUCACUAGGCUGCACCUUGGUCCUCUCCUUUCAACAGCCGUGACAGUAUCAACCUUGCAUGCCAUGCGGUCAAAUUAGUAAAUUGUCAGCGUAGGCAUAACAUCCCAUCAUCCCGAGAUGGCAUAGCAGUUCAGACGUCUUUUGUCCUCGUCUUGUCGUGUCCUGUAUAUAUAUAUAUAUAUAUAUUAUUUACAACUUUUUUCACAUACAUUUUAUUUUUAUU